AUGUCUUCUGCAUUAAGAAACACCAAAAAUGGCACUGAAGCCAAACGAAUUUCUGUUUCAUUUGAAGCUGAACAAGAAACAACAUUAAUGGCUCUUCUUACUCAAUAUGGAAUCAAAUUCAUUAUUCAAAGUCCACGAAAAAGUUCAGACACUUGUCAAUUUAUGGAUAUUAAAGAAGUAAUAAUUGAUGAAGAAAUAUACAAUUUUGCUGAAUAUAUCGAACAUUUGAUUUAUACAAGUGGAAAGACAGUUGAUGAAAGUAAAAGUCAUUAUACUAAAUAUAAUAAAAGAAAUCAUACAGCCGCUACUAACAAUUCAUUAAUUUGUAUGCUUGAACAAUUAGGAUGGAAAAUUGUUUUAAAGAAUACUAAAAAUUCUUCUGUUACAUUAAAAAUGUCACGUAUUAGUGUUUUAUCUUUGGGGGCAAUUGUCAUCAGUGGAGAGGACAUCGCUCGUAUUGGAGGUUUACUCAAUAAGGAGCUCAAGGGUGUUGUCCGUGGUCACAAGCGUGAUACUUCACUGAUGAUUUCUAAUGUUGAGCUCCCAUUAUCAUCAUUUAUUAACAACUUUAAAUUACCAACUGAAUUCAAUCUUAAACCACUUCAUCGUAUGAUGCAACCUAUUUCUAUUUCUUCACAUAUUGGUUCAGCUAAUGAUGUUAUUUGUCAGGAAUGUAUUGUUAGACCAAGUUAUGUGAGUGAAGUUAGGAAAGACGAUGAAGAUGAUGAAACUAGAGUUAUUACUAUUGAGCCAAUAAAAACUGAACAAAGUGAGUAUAGAAAACUAAACGAACUAAAUACACAAAAUGAAUUUUUAGAAGCAACAUUUAAUGCACAAACAAGUUCUCAGUAUGAUAAUGAACUUCCACCAAUGCCAAUUAAUGAAGAUCAACAAUUUAUUAAUUAUUACAAUUCUCAAAAUGGGUCUUGUGAUUUGAUUAGCAGUUUUACUUAUUAUAAUAAUUAUAUAGAGCCAAAUAAUAAUUAUUAUUUUAUGUUAACCACAGUUGAGACACCAAUUAUUGAGAAUAAUGACAACUUCUAUUGGUUAAAUUGUAAUGACAAUGGUUUUAUUCAAUCAUCAGCUUACAACCCUUCAGUGUAA
This is a messenger RNA of Entamoeba nuttalli P19, 1104 nucleotides long. RefSeq lists its product as hypothetical. Bases 1 to 1104 code for a protein of 367 amino acids. The record is from RefSeq and is a predicted model, not a curated record. NCBI's taxonomy places the organism in Eukaryota, Evosea, Mastigamoebida, Endamoebidae. The transcript has a single exon.